This is a messenger RNA of Syzygium oleosum, 1893 nucleotides long. RefSeq names its product plant cysteine oxidase 2-like. The record is from RefSeq and is a predicted model, not a curated record. Gene Ontology annotation, molecular function: oxidoreductase activity, acting on single donors with incorporation of molecular oxygen, incorporation of two atoms of oxygen. NCBI's taxonomy places the organism in Eukaryota, Viridiplantae, Streptophyta, Magnoliopsida, Myrtales, Myrtaceae. The coding region runs from base 455 to 1297 and encodes 280 amino acids. The transcript has 5 exons.
CCCUCCCCCCCAGGCCCCCCGGGCUCCUUUGUCCGCCGCCCGCCGCCCCGACAAGAGAUGCGAGGGCUCGCGCGCCUGUCCUCGGUACGUGAGAAUUCCCGCGGCUAACCGAUUUAGGUGCGCUGCGCCGGCUUAACCGUCCCCUGUUUCGCCUGCCCUUUUCGUCGUUCGUCCGCCCGUGUCGAAAGGCGGGGUCUUUUCGCGUUUCCCGCGGUACCCAGAUUGCUGUUUUGGAUAAAGGUACGGUCUUUCGUAGCACUGGUCUGAUUGGGGAAUCUUUGUUUGGCUCGUUUGUUCGGUAGAAGUGAGCGGAGCGGAACCCGGCGCGGUUGCUUGCGCAUUUCUGGGUGCUCGGGCGCUUUCGGGUGCGGUAGAUUUCACGCUCUGGAGGGGGGGCGGGGGCGAUUUGAGGUUGCGGCAUUGGAAUUUGUUGGGGGGAGGUUUUGAGUUGUUGAUGGGGAUUACCACUGCGGCUGAUAGAAAAGGUAAGGAGUGUCACGAAUUGUCGAGAGACAGUAGCGCGAAGAGGAAUAGCAGAUCGAGAAAGGGCCGUCGACGCCAGAAAAAGAUGCUGCCGAUACAACGGCUGUACGAUACUUGUCGGGAAGUUUUUGCGGAAAGCGGAACCAAUAUCAUACCGUCUCCUCAGGAUAUAGAGAGGCUAAGGGCGGUUUUAGAUGGUAUUAGACCUGAAGAUCUUGGUCUGACUCCUGAUAUGCCAUACUUUCGGACAUCUGUGACUCAGCGACACCCAACUAUUACGUACCUGCAUCUCUGUGAAUGUGAUAAAUUUUCGAUGGGAAUCUUUUGUUUGCCACCUUCGGGUGUCAUUUCUCUACACGAUCACCCUGGAAUGACGGUUUUCAGCAAGCUUGUUUUUGGGACCAUGCACAUUAAAUCGUAUGACUGGGCGGUUCAUGACCCAAAUACGUCUGCGGCAAAUUCAUCACACACUGUGCCUCCUGGAGUACGUGUAGCAAAGGUGAAAGUGGAUUCCAACUUCACUGCACCCUGCGACACGUCCAUACUCUACCCAUCAGAAGGAGGCAACAUGCAUUGCUUCACGGCAGUAACGGCAUGCGCGGUUCUUGACGUCCUGGGUCCGCCAUACUCUGACCCCGACGGCCGACACUGCACCUACUACCACGACUACCCAUUCGCCAGAUUCUCAGUUGCCGGGGUUUCGGUGCCGGAAGAGGAGAGAGAUAAGUAUGCAUGGCUUGAGGAGAGGGAAAAACCCGAGGAAUUGGCCGUGGUGGGAGCAAUGUACGGAGGCCCAAUGUUUGUGGAGAAUUGAUGGUCUUUGGAAAGAUUGUCCCCAUUACAUUCUUCACCUGCUUAAUUCUCUGUGAAUGCUUCCGAUUUUAGAUAGCAGUUCAGACUUUGGGUUCUUUUCUAUGAAGUUCUUUCUCUCUUCUUUGGGGCAUAUGAACGAGGCACUUGGUGCUCCUUCUCCUCCUUACUAGCUUCUUUAUGGUUUCCUUUUCUUCUCGUUACACAGCUUAUAUGUACAUAAAAACACAAGCGAACCGAAUGGAGUUGCCUUCUUCCUGCAGAGCAGAGAGGAAGCAUGAAUUUGUCUUGAGAAGAUAAUGUCAAGACUGCAAAUUUGUUCUCUAUGCGUAUACGAUAUCGAAUGCUGGGUUAACUCUCAUGGAUUACAAUCUCUCAACCGUGAAAAUCAAGAGUUCUUCUCUGGGAGGAUUUGCCUCGGAACAACUGGGAGAGCAAAUGUAUUCGCUGAAAGGAUAUAGUAGAACACAUGGAUUUCUUGAAAGAACUUGAAAUCUUAGCAUGUAAUCACUUUGAAGGCGCGCACGUCGUCGCAUCACACUCAUUUUCUUUUCUAUACAGAGAUUUCAACGGGGAUGGCUCUUAUCCCUUUACCAUCCA